Aspergillus puulaauensis is the source of this 1608-nucleotide messenger RNA. It is a transcript of the gene UTP7, whose product is annotated as WDR46/Utp7 family WD40 repeat domain-containing protein. Gene Ontology annotation, cellular component: 90S preribosome; nucleolus; small-subunit processome. Gene Ontology annotation, molecular function: protein binding. The transcript has 2 exons. Bases 1 to 1608 code for a protein of 535 amino acids. Gene Ontology annotation, biological process: maturation of SSU-rRNA from tricistronic rRNA transcript (SSU-rRNA, 5.8S rRNA, LSU-rRNA). Lineage: Eukaryota; Fungi; Ascomycota; Eurotiomycetes; Eurotiales; Aspergillaceae. The record is from RefSeq and is a predicted model, not a curated record.
AUGGCGGAAUCAGCGCCGACAAAGGCCGUUGCGCCAACCAAGCAGCGCAAAGAGAACAAACGGUUGAUCGAGGCACAGAAGAAAUACGGACGCGGCAAGGCUGUCCAUACCCAUGGUGUAAGGGACAAGAAACUGCGAAGUAAUCUACAGGCCGUCGAAGAAAAGUACAAGGAUGCCGCUCUCCGCGCCAAAGAUGCGGAGAUUCUCAUGGAACAUAAUGCCGGGUUCCUCGAGCCUGAGGGGGAGAUGGAGCGGACGUACCGGGUGCGCCAGGACGAGAUCGCAACAAAUGUGGGCAUCGAGACGGCAAAGAAGAAGUUCGAAUUAAGGCUCGAUGAUUUUGGUCCUUAUCGAAUGGACUACACGCGGAAUGGGCGCGAGUUGAUGCUAGCAGGGCGAAAGGGACAUGUUGCGACGAUGGACUGGCGGAAUGGGAAAUUGGGGUGUGAAUUACAUUUACGGGAAACUGUUAGGGAUGCGCGGUGGCUGCAUAACAAUCAGUAUUUUGCCGUUGCUCAGAAGAAGGCGGUUUAUAUCUAUGACCGCCAGGGUGUUGAGUUGCACUGCCUGAACAGGAUCGUCGAACCCAACUUUCUUGAAUUCCUCCCCUACCAUUUUCUUCUCGCUUCAACUCAAAUGAGCGGCCACCUCAAAUACACCGACACAUCUACCGGCCAGCUCAUUGCCGAGAUCCCCACCAAAGCCGGGGCUCCAACGGCCAUGGCCCAAAAUCCCUGGAACGCGAUUAUACAUGUUGGCCAUCAAAACGGCACCGUCAGUCUCUGGUCGCCCAACACCGAAGCCCCGCUUGUCAAAGCUCUCGUCCACCGCGGCCCCGUCCGCUCAAUGGCCAUCGACAGACAAGGCCGCUACAUGGUCUCAACAGGGCAGGACCUGAAGAUGCAAGUCUGGGACAUCCGCAUGUACCGCGAAAUCCACUCAUACUCAUGCUACCAGCCUGGGGCCUCCGCCUCCAUCAGUGACCGUGGUUUGACAGCCGUCGGCUGGGGAACACAAGUCAGUGUCUGGCGCGGCCUUUUCGACGCCGCAGCCGCCGACACCCAGAAAGUCCAAUCCCCCUACAUGUCGUGGGGUGGCGACGGCCAGCGCAUCGAAAAUCUCCGCUGGUGCCCGUACGAGGAUAUCCUCGGGGUGGCGCACGACAAGGGCUUCGCGAGCAUCAUCGUUCCUGGCGCUGGCGAACCCAACUUCGAUGCCCUCGAAGCGAACCCCUACGAAAACCCCAAGCAGCGUCAAGAAGCGGAGGUCCGCGCGCUCAUGCACAAGCUCCAGCCCGGCAUGAUCUCGCUAGACCCCAGCUUCAUUGGCAGAGUCGAUACAGUCAGCGACAAGAAGAACAGGGAGGAAAAGGAUCUCGAUCGCCGCCCGGAGGACAUGAUCGAGAAACUCAAGAACCGUGGCCGUGGCCGGAACAGUGCACUGCGGAAGUAUCUCCGCAAAAAGGGCAGGCGCAAUGUCGUCGACGAGAAGCUUCUCAGGGCGCAGGCGCUGCACAAGGAGCGCUCGGCGCGUGCAAAGGAGAGACUCAGAAGCGAGAAGGAGGAGCUGGGGCCUGCUUUGGCGAGGUUUGCAAAGAAGGAUAUAUAA